GGAUCAUGUCGGAUCAAAGUAAUCAUCUCAUUUCCUUUCCUCUCCGGCCUCUGAUCAUCUUUUCGUCUGAGGAGAGAUGAAGUCCCGUCCUACGUCUAUUCUUCCGCAAGACCAUUCCUUUCUCAUAUUUUGACUGCCAUCUGUGAGCUGUCUGUGCCUGGCUAGAGGAUGAGGCGCGAGAGGACGAAGCUAUCACCUACUUGAGGGUUUCAUCUUGUCAUGGGUUGCCUCGCCAAGGCUGGGUGGCUGAACUCGAACUGGAUUGAUUUGACACGAUUGCUCUCACCGUUGGCACACAUCCUUGUCUGUUCAACGUACGCCAGGAUUUCUACUCCGUGCCUUAGUCCACAUAAAACCCCACAUUCGGUUGCUCGACCUUGAAGCAUCUCAUUCACAAUGUUUAUCCCGACGCUCUUGAUUUCGUCUCUCGUAGCCUCGAUCGGACUCGUGGAGGCAUCAGACGCCGGAAAGCCUCUGUUGGGCCGUACACUCGUCGCCCGCACUUCCCUAACGACGACGACUCCUCACACAGUGACGAGCCAGACGAAGAGCACGCCGAGCGCCGCUCCGACUGGCAACGGCAGCUGCAAAAUCUGCGACUGCCUCGUUACACUCGUGGAGGCCGCACUCGCUCCGGUCAUAUGCGUCGAGGCGGGUAGCCAGGCAUUCUGCAGUGCGUCCCUAGUCAUCGCAUCACGCGAAUCGACUAGCACGCGGCUGACUUGGAUACUAACUUGCGCCUGUGCGUCUCCUCAGAUCCUAUCCUUGACGCCGAAUGCAUCGCUGCUGUACACGCUUAUUCCAAAGUCUAUGUACGGCCUUCCCGUUUCUUCAUCUCGUUCCGCUGCUCAAAGUUCCGUUGCUAGUCGUCGUGCAAGGGCUGCUGAAGAGAAGGAACAUUGUCUACGUAGGAUGUAUGAUGUCAGAGUAGCCAGAUAAAAUCCACCAUUCGUGUUGAGACUA
Molecule: messenger RNA, 963 nt
Organism: Mycena citricolor
Lineage: Eukaryota; Fungi; Basidiomycota; Agaricomycetes; Agaricales; Mycenaceae
Source: the annotation of a GenBank genome assembly